This is a messenger RNA of Neoarius graeffei (lesser salmon catfish), 8969 nucleotides long. It is a transcript of the gene ptprub, whose product is annotated as protein tyrosine phosphatase receptor type Ub. The transcript is spliced from 30 exons. NCBI's taxonomy places the organism in Eukaryota, Metazoa, Chordata, Actinopteri, Siluriformes, Ariidae. Gene Ontology annotation, cellular component: membrane. Gene Ontology annotation, biological process: protein dephosphorylation. Gene Ontology annotation, molecular function: protein binding; protein tyrosine phosphatase activity. The coding region runs from base 145 to 4539 and encodes 1464 amino acids. The record is from RefSeq and is a predicted model, not a curated record.
ACAGUCCGGGUCUGAACUGUUUAUAGCGACGCCAGUCAUCGCGCUUUCACUUGGUGUAACUCUGCACUCAGCUCCGCUCGGAAACUCGUGGGUCGAUGGCCGGGAGCCUGCAGCUGACACAUCUGCUCUACUGGACCUUCUCACAUGAUCUCUGCCUGUUUCCCGAACUGGACUAAAAAAACAAAAACCCAGCGGAAAAUGAAUGCGUGCACGAUUGUCCUGAUCCUGGCUGCGCACAUUCACGCCGACAGUGUAGAAGGACCCGCAGCAGGCUGUACAUUUGAUGAGGACUCUGACCCCAGCCUGUGUGAGUUCAGCCAGGGAGAGGAGGAUGAUUUUGAUUGGCAGCUGUUCCGCACCCACAACUUACCUCAUGCCACACCUGAUCUCCUGCAUGGCUCCUACAUGAUAGUAAACUCAUCCCAGCAUGCCGCAGGCCAGAGAGCUCAGCUGCUGCUGCAGACGCUCAGCGAGAAUGACACGCACUGCGUCCAGUUCAGCUACUUCCUGUACAGCCGGGACGGACACAGCCCCGGGACACUACGAGUGUAUGUACGGGUGAACGGCGGGCCGCUGGGCAUGGCUGUGUGGAACAUCUCGGGUUCGCAAGGGCGCCAGUGGUAUCAGGUGGAGCUGGCAGUCAGCACCUUCUGGCCCAAUGAGUAUCAGGUAUUGCUGGAGGCGACUGUAGACCGUUGGGGCUAUAUUGCUGUGGACGACAUCUUGCUGCUGAACUAUCCCUGCUAUAAAGCCCCCCACUUUUCUCGCCUGGGGGAUGUGGAGGUCAAUGCUGGACAGAAUGCCACUUUCCAGUGUGUGGCAGCAGGAAGAGCAUCAGAGGCAGAGAAAUUUUUACUGGAGCGACACAAUGGUGAGGUAUCCUCAGGUGGCUCAGUCAAGCACCUGGGCCGCAAUCGUUUUUCAGUGUCCUUCCAGCUGGAGGACGUCCAGAGGCCUGAGCAGGACCUCUACCGCUGUGUCACACAGUCCUCCAGAGGCUCUGGUGUUUCUAACUUUGCUGAGCUCAUUGUUAAAGUGCCCCCUUCUCCCAUUGCUCCGCCCCAGCUGCUGAGAGCAGGUUCCACAUACUUGAUCAUCCAGCUCAACACCAACUCCAUCUUGGGUGAUGGGCCCAUCAUUCGCCGAGAGAUCGAGUACCGAGCAAGCCAUGCGCCUUGGUCUGAAAUCAACGGAGUGAACAUGCUCACCUACAAGCUCUGGCAUCUGGAUCCAGACACUGAGUACCACAUUAGUGUAUUGCUCACUCGGCCUGGAGAAGGUGGCACUGGACCUGCUGGACCCCCUCUUAUAAGCAGAACUAAAUGUGCUGAACCCAUGCGAGCACUGCGUGACCUAAGGGCUUCAGAGAUUCAAGCUCGGCAGCUCACCCUCCAGUGGGAACCUCUGGCCUUUAACCUCACACGCUGCCACACCUAUUCUGUCUCACUGUGCUACCGCUAUGCCGUAGCAGGAGGCACUGGUGGUGCUGGGCACAACACCACCAUCAGAGAGUGCCUAGCAGUGGAGCAGAACACCUCACACUUCACCCUCCGAGACCUGCCACCCUACCACAUCAUCCAUGUCCGUCUUGCCCUCACCAACACUGAAGGCAAGAAGGAGGGGAAAGAGGUCAUGUUCCAGACAGAGGAGGAUAUUCCUGGAGGAAUCGCCCCAGAGUCUCUGACCUUCACCCCAUUGGACGACAUGGUCUUUCUAAAGUGGGAGGAGCCAGUGGAGCCCAAUGGCAUCAUUACUCAGUAUGAGAUUAGCUACCAGAGCAUUGAGUCAUCUGACCCCGGCAUCAAUGUGCCAGGCCCACGGCGCACUGUCUCCAAGCUGAGGAAUGAAACAUACCAUAUGUUCUCCAACCUACAUCCAGGCACCACUUACCUCAUCUCAGUACGGGCGCGAACUGCCAAAGGUUUUGGUCAGACAGCCCUCACAGAGAUCACUACCAAUAUCUCAGCACCCACCUUUGACUAUGGAGACAUGCCAUCUCCACUGAGUGAGACAGAGAGCACUAUUACCGUGUUGCUGCGUCCCGCUCAAGGCCGUGGUGCCCCAGUCAGUACAUAUCAAGUAGUUGUGGAGGAGGAAAGUGGGAGGAAAUUGAAGAGAGAGCUGGGGAUGCAGGAAUGCUUUCCUGUUCCCACCUCUCAUGGUGAGGCACAGGCACGUGGUGCUCCACACUACUACACAGCUGAACUGCCACCCAGUAGCCUGGCUGAGGCCACACCCUUUACUGUGGGGGACAACCACACCUAUAAUGGCUACUGGAACAGCCCACUAGACCCCAGGAAAAACUACCUUAUCUACUUCCAAGCCAUGAGCAACUUCCGAGGGGAAACAAGGAUAAACUGCAUCCGGAUUGCCCGUAAAGCGGCCUGUAAGGACCUCCGGCGGGCUCUGGAAGUGACACAGCACACUGAGGAGAUGGGGCUGAUUCUGGGAAUCUGUGCAGGGGGUCUGGUGGUUCUCAUUCUGUUACUAGGUGCCAUCAUCAUCAUCAUUAAGAAAGGAAGGGACUACUGCUCUUACUCUUACUAUCCUAGGAAGCCGGUGAACAUGAAUAAGACUCCCAUUACAUACAGACAGGAGAAGAGUCAUAUGAUGGGCUCAAUGGAGCGUAGCUUUGCAGACCAGAGCACCCUGCAGGAGGAUGAGAGAAUGGCUCUGUCCUUUAUGGAUGCCCACACCUGCAGUACUAGGAGUGAUCCACGCAGCUCCAUGAAUGAGUCAAGCAGCCUGCUUGGUGGAUCACCUCGGAGGCACUGCGGAAGUAAAGGUUCUCCAUACCACACGGGGCAGCUUCACCCUGCUGUACGUGUAGCUGACCUGCUGCAGCAUAUCAACCAAAUGAAGACAGCGGAGGGCUAUGGAUUCAAACAGGAGUAUGAAAGCUUCUUUGAAGGCUGGGAUGUCACCAAGAAGAAGGAUAAAUCUAAGGGAAGACACGACACGCUAAUGGACUAUGACCGUCACCGUGUGAAGCUGCACCCACUCCUUGGUGAUCCAAACUCCGACUACAUCAAUGCCAAUUACAUUGAUGGUUACCAUCGAUCCAACCACUUCAUUGCUACGCAGGGGCCCAAGCAGGAGACAGUAUAUGAUUUCUGGAGAAUGGUGUGGCAGGAGAACUGCUUCAGCAUCGUUAUGAUUACCAAGCUUGUGGAAGUGGGCAGGGUUAAGUGCUAUAAGUACUGGCCUGAUGACACAGAGCUGUAUGGAGACAUCAAGAUCAGUUUGCUGAAGACAGAAACUCUGGCUGAAUAUGCAGUACGCACCUUCUCCUUAGAGAGGAGGGGUUACUCAGCUAAGCACGAGGUGCAGCAGUUCCACUUUAUGUCAUGGCCAGAACAUGGAGUUCCAUACCAUGCCACAGGCCUGCUGGCCUUCAUCCGCCGAGUCAAAGCCUCUACACCAGCUGAUGCUGGCCCUGUGGUAGUUCACUGCAGUAUGGGGGCUGGCAGGACGGGUUGCUACAUCGUGCUGGAUGUCAUGUUAGACAUGGCAGAGUGUGAGGGAGUGGUGGACAUCUACAACUGUGUAAAAACUCUCUGUUCCCGCCGCAUCAACAUGAUCCAGACAGAGGAACAGUACAUAUUCAUUCAUGAUGCCAUCCUGGAAGCAUGCCUGUGUGGAGAGACAGCUAUACCAGUGAACGAGUUUGCACUCACAUAUAAAGAAUUGUUAAGGGUCGAUUCCCAGAACAACUCCUCACAGCUCCGUGAAGAGUUCCAGACGUUGAACUCUGUGACACCUCACCUUGAUGUGGAGGAGUGCAGCAUUGCACUGUUACCACGGAACCGUGAAAGGAAUCGCAGCAUGGAUGUCUUGCCACCAGACCGUGCUUUGGCUUUCCUGGUUACCACAGAGGGCGAGAGUAACAACUACAUCAAUGCUGCUCUCACUGACAGCUUCCACAGGCCAGCAGCCUUCAUAGUGACACCCCAUCCCCUGCCUGGCACAACCACUGACUUCUGGAGGCUGGUGUUUGACUAUGGAUGCACUUCUAUCGUCAUGCUCAACCAACUCAACCAGUCAAACUCAGCCUGGCCUUGUGUGCAGUAUUGGCCUGAGCCUGGUCUUCAGCAGUAUGGCCCCAUGCAGGUCGAGUUUCUCUCCAUGUCUACUGAUGAAGAUAUCAUUACGCGUCUGUUCCGGGUUACAAAUGUCUCACGGCUACAGGAGGGUCAUCUGGUGGUGUGCCAGUUCCAGUUCCUGCGCUGGUCAGCGUAUCGUGAUGUUCCUGACUCCAAGAAGGCCUUCCUUAACCUGCUCGCUCAUGUGCAGAAGUGGCAAAGAGAAUGUGGUGAUGGUCGCACUGUGGUCCACUGCCUUAAUGGAGGUGGGCGUAGUGGCACAUUUUGUGCAUGUACUAUUCUGAUGGAGAUGAUCCAGUACCAGAGCAUGGUGGAUGUCUUCUAUGCCGCUAAAACGCUGCGAAACGCCAAACCCAACAUGGUAGAGUCACUGGAACAGUACCGCUUCUGCUAUGACCUGGUGAUGGAAUAUUUGGAGUGCAUGGACCUCAGAUAGCAACAUAUCUCACCUGUCCUCUAAACACAGAGGAGGACUGCUGGCAGAUUCACUUUCUCUAUUCUCUCUGUCUCUGAGCUCUUUUUCCAUCUCUCUCCCUUUCCCUUUUGUCAGCUCGCUCAUACCAAAAUUCUUACCUGGUCGGGGAAGAGAAGAAAAUAAACAUGUGAGCAGAAGAUUUCGCCUUUUUGCCCGGAAUGUCUCGAUGUGGUGGACCAUCCUUGUCCUAGUUGUUUGUGGUUUAGUGUUGUUUUUUCAGCAUCUUUUCUCCUCCUGUUCUCCCUGAGCUGUGAGCAAUCCACUCAAAAUAACUCAAAGCCAGCUCUGAUACAGACUGCGAGAGUGUCUUAACUUCAUUUACUGAGAGUGUGACCCGUGUUCUGUACUGUACUGAGAAUGCUCAAAGAGAGGAAAAGUCCGUAGUUGGCUGGACUGAGGAAUGAGGUCUUGCUUUGAUUUGUUCUCCUUAUGUGCCAUACACUAGAGUGAAACAUCUGAGCCAUGGUCUGUAAGAUCAAGGAGGGCAAAACACACACAUACACGUGUGCACAUGCAAGGACACAAUCUCUCUGUUUUCUGAACAUUGAAUCUGCAGCCAGCUCUUCACUAAUUCAGUUGACAGUGCAUCAUGAUGGCCGCUUUUUCACUAAAGAGCCUUUGACAUCCAUUUUAUUAUAAAAUGUCUGGUGCAUUAUAUAAUUCUAGUAUUUCAUUGUACCUCGUUGGACCGUCUACAAUUGGACCAAUAUGAAUGCAUCAUAUUGGUCUAUGAGUGCACAGUGACCGAGUCUUUUAUUUCCUACAAUACAAAAUUCAAUGUCACUAACUGAAAAAGAGAGCUGUCAUAUAUUUGAUGGCUUUAAUAUCCUGCACUGGCUCAGUUUUUCUUUUGCUUUUUUCACUUGUAUAUAGAUUUAAUGUCCGCAGAUGAUCUUUGAUUUUGACAGACGAGCAAGAAAACCACUAAUGGAGAUUUACAGUUGCAUUCAGAGGCUGCAACAAGGCCAAACCUAAACUGGCAAGUCAGGGUUGGAAUGAUGCAUGGGAAGUCAACCAGUGUCAACUUCUAAUCCUCUAUCUACACUCUGACUUGUGUUUUUCAAUUUGUUACUGUUUAGCAGUUUUGCAGACCUUUGGCUCAAUGUGGCUGUGUGUAUGACCCAGUUGACCCUGGUGACCCAUUUCACCUUAUAUCCAUACAUGUGUACAAGUGUGUAUGGAACAAUUGUAUGAAAUUCCUAUAACGAAAAGUCGUUAGUAAGCUUGUCUAAUCAGCCUGAAUACAAAAAUAUAAUUUACUCAUAAUUAUUUCCAAAUGAUUAUUUCCUAAAGUGUCAAAUGGUCAAUAAAAUAAAUGCAUAUUAUUCUUCAAUUUAUCAUUAUUGUAUAUAUGGUAAUGAAAGGAGCGUAUCUUAUUUGCCCACCCAGUAUGAAGCCAUACUAAUGUAAUUAGCCUUUCAUUGUGCACACGCAUUGCUGGAUUAUUGUGGUCUAGUAACAGGACCACCAUAUUAAAACCAUAUUAAACGACAAUGAGACUCACACUGGGUCAGUGUGUUUUAGAAAGGUCAGUUGAAAAACUUACAAAUCUCUGCUGAAAAUUCAAUUUUAGUGUGACCAGCUGCCUGACCCAGGCCAAGCUAGUAAAACUGAUAGACUAUCUUUGCUAGCUGAUAAGUUAUUUCAGCUUCUUUAUUUGCUUACUUAAUCAGAUCAGUAAAUGUCUGAGAUUUUCUAAUUGCCUAACUGUUAUUUCCCUAAAAUAACAAUGUAGCAUUAGUAGUGGUGACACAAAAACUGCUUCCUUUCAAACCAUAUUUACCAACUGGUGUUUCAGUUUGACUAGUUUGAGUCUGUGUUUUGGCAAGUGUUAGCUGGUCAGACCAAGCUGGGUUUUUCAGUAGGUAUGCGAGAGAAUAAAACUCUAAAAUCACACAGCCAAAUGCCUGUGUCUAUAUGAAGUGUACUGCUUUAUUAAUGCCAUGGAAUAUCAACAAGCUGUACUUAAAUAGUUGUUUGUACAAAAUCAGGAAUUGUAUGUGGAUAAUUGAAGUUUUGCAGUGCAUUAUUAAUCAACACUUAAUACUACAGCAUUAAAAAAGCACAGAAUUAAUGUGCUUUCACCCUGACUGUGUGCAAACUGCAGAGUCACAGCUGAAGCCAAAUCCAUCUGAACUGGAAUAGAUUGGCUACUGCUGGUAACUAUAUGAAGCUUAAUGUUGUGUUUUAAUGCUAUAAUAAUUCAUAUAUGUACAGGCUUUGUUCAGCACCCCAGUUUUAUCUAUCUACAUACAGAUGAGCUUGUUAGUAAUCCCACAGCAUUUCAUCAUGUCAUUAUGACUUGGUCUGUAAACAUUUCUGAAAACGUUUGAGGUGUCAUCUUAAAGUUAUAUUGCCAUUAAUGACAGUAUGGGGUAAUCUAGACACUGUCAGAUUCCAUCCAUAUCAGUAUGAUGGUUGACCCUUACACUUACAAUUGCUCUAUUUUGCAUUAACUGUCAAUGUCUGAUUCAAACCCAAUCUAACAAAUGGAUAGGUCUGGACAUGUUCAUCUCAUUAUCGUAAAAGUUGUAAGGAGAGUAGUAAAUGUUGCAUGAGUUAAAUAGGAAAUAGAUUAAUGAUUAAAGAUGCUGGAAUUGAUAAAAUAGGAAAACUCAGAAGUUGAAAAUAUAAGGAAUAGUAAAUUAUAAAUAGGCAAGUAAUAUGUAUUUAUUUUAUUGACUGAUUCAUUUAUUGACCAUUAGGAAAUAGUUUUAUUCACUCUAUAAUUAAUUAUAAUAUUCAAUUAUAUAGCCUAACAUACACUACCGUUCAAAAGUUUGGGGUCACUUUGAAAUUUCCUUAUUUUUGAAAGAAAAGCACUGUUCUUUUCAAUGAAGAUCACUUUAAACUAAUCAGAAAUACACUCUAUACAUUGCUAAUGUGGUAAAUGACUAUUCUAGCUGCAAAUGUCUGUUUUUUGGUGCAAUAUCUACAUAGGUGUACAGUAUAGAGGCCCAUUUCCAGCAACUAUCACUCCAGUGUUCUAAUGGUACAAUGUGUUUGCUCAUUGCCUCAGAAGGCUAAUGGAUGAUUAGAAAACCCUUGUACAAUCAUGUUAGCACAGCUGAAAACAGUUUAGCUCUUUAGAGAAGCUAUAAAACUGACCUUCCUUUGAGCAGAUUGAGUUUCUGGAGCAUCACAUUUGUGGGGUUGAUUAAAUGCUCAAAAUGGCCAGAAAAAUGUUUUGACUAUAUUUUCUAUUAAUUUUACAACUUAUGGUGGUAAAUAAAAGUGUGACUUUUCAUGGAAAACACAAAAUUGUCUGGGUGACCCCAAACUUUUGAACGGUAGUGUAAUAUACAUACUAUAUCAUGAUUGAUUUGAUCCACACAUAUGUCCAUAACAUAUGACCCAGUUUCAUCUGAAAAUAUACUUGCACACACCUCUCAAAUAAUGCUCUAACUGCACAGCUGCUAAAAAUGUCAUAUCAGAGAUUCAUCAGGUUAAUUGUCAUAAAAACCACACACAAGAUUUUAGUGCAGCUGCCAUUUUUAUAGCUGUGCAUAUGUCAUCCCAGAUGUUGGGCUUCUGAGGUGAUGCUGAGUGACAGUCUCUCCAGCCAAUUGCAUCCAGCACAGUCCAAAAUUCCAAGCCAACAAGCUGGUUUAGAGAGUCAAGGGAAUUGUCUGAAUCGUCUGACAGAUGGAACAGUUUAUAAUAGGCAAGAGGUAUUGAGGGCUCAUCCAGAGAAUUUCAGUAACCUGUCUUUUCUUUUAUGAUCCUGAACUUUGUGAGAAAGUGCCUGGACCCUCAUAUUGGAAAUGAAGAGUACAUGUGUAUAUAUGGAUGUAUAUUUGUUCAUGUGAAUAGUAUAUGAAUAAACCACUAUGUGCUUGGCCACAUUUGAAAGUAAAUGCUAAAAAAAGUUGAAUGUAUUGUAUUGUAUAUUACCUUUUGAUUCAUUAAUGUGACACCAAAUGAUAUAAUGCAUCUAUCGCUUGCUGUGGAGAUCAAAGAAAAGCCACCUAAAGCCCCCUUAUGAAGCCCACCUGUAGUCAUUUCAAACAACAUAAUGAUGAAUUCUUUCAUUCUGUCUCUCAUACAGAGACAUGUUUGCCAUUUCAUUUGUUCUUUUGUACAGCAUGUUGUUCAAUGGUCCAGUGUACUUAUUCAGACACAGUGGAAAAACGGUGGACUUUUGCCAUCUAGUCUGAUAUGGAAAUAGCCUGUGGGCUGUUUCUUCCAUGUUGUUAUGAUUAUUCUUAUUAUUUUUUUCUUCUUUUUGUAAGUGUUUGUGUAUGGUGCUGAAUGGACUGAAAAGAAUAUUGUGCUUUUGACCAUGUAUUUGUGGGUUUGGAAGGGGACAUGGAAGCAGAAAUGAUAGAGAUUUGAGGGUUGGAGGGAUUUUUGUCUUUAAAAGAAGAUAAAUAAAAGGUUCUACAAUGUAA